Molecule: messenger RNA, 1016 nt
Organism: Hibiscus syriacus
Lineage: Eukaryota; Viridiplantae; Streptophyta; Magnoliopsida; Malvales; Malvaceae
Product: transcription factor bHLH148-like
Exons: 2
Coding region: 240-905 (221 amino acids)
Biological process (GO): regulation of DNA-templated transcription
Molecular function (GO): protein dimerization activity
Source: RefSeq, a predicted model, not a curated record
AACCUGGCCGACCCCCAUCCGUUUCACUCCACCAAAGGUCGCAUCCACAGGCCACAAAAGCCAUAAAUAAAAAGCCAAAGCCUCCCUCAAGUGAAUUCGAUUUUCGCCUUGGCUCUCUGUAAAACCACCACCACCGUUCCCGUUCCGUUCACUCUCUCACCCCGUUAUCCUUUUCUCUCAAUUUCAGUUGUGUUCUUCACACCGUUCGAAUCAUAAAUCGCUGUAUCGUACGGUGAGACAUGACAUCGUUGAUGACGAAUUCAGUGAAGAACACAACAAAUUCUCAGCGUAUCAAAAGGAAAACGAAGAAGAAUCCGAUGAUGAAAGGGAACCAAAAGCCGCCGAGCCACGCCGCCUGGAGAUCGGAGACCCAGCAACAAAUCUAUUCCUCGAAGCUUCUUCAAGCUUUGAGCAAUAUCAAUCUCAAUAGUACUCCUUCCCAUUCGGCUCCGCACGGCGGUCGAGCCGUCCGUGAAGUCGCGGAUAGAGCCUUGGCCGUCUCGGCUAAGGGGAGAACGAGGUGGAGUCGUGCCAUUUUGACGAGCCGGCUUAAGCUCAAAUUUCGAAAGCAGAAGAAAUCAUCGUUGCGGAGGGGAUCCACCGCCGCUUCCGUUGCUGCCGUAACCAGGACCAGCCGGUCGAAGAAACCGAGAGUUUGCAUUUUGAAAUUGAAAGCGAAGAGUGGACCGAGUGUUCAAAGGAAAGUAAAGGUUCUCGGCAGAUUGGUUCCCGGUUGCCGGGAGGAACCGUUACCUGUAAUUCUCGAAGAAGCGACUGAUUACAUUGCGGCGCUUGAGAUGCAGGUUCGAGCCAUGAGCGCCCUCGCCGAUCUGUUAUCUGGCUCCGGAGCCGCUACCUCUAGCUCGGCUCCUCCGCCUCAAUGGCCAAUGCCGCCGACUAGCUAGUAAUGCUUAUUUAUUCACUUAAUUGACAAAUGCCAACUGUCAUCCCCAUCUCUUUCCCCAAAAAAUUAUUGCUAGUAGUAUCUUCCAUCUCCCAUCUCUUGAGUAAUCACA